Molecule: messenger RNA, 3323 nt
Organism: Melanotaenia boesemani (Boeseman's rainbowfish)
Lineage: Eukaryota; Metazoa; Chordata; Actinopteri; Atheriniformes; Melanotaeniidae
Gene: mmp14b
Product: matrix metallopeptidase 14b (membrane-inserted)
Exons: 10
Coding region: 528-2396 (622 amino acids)
Biological process (GO): extracellular matrix organization; zymogen activation; collagen catabolic process
Cellular component (GO): extracellular matrix
Molecular function (GO): zinc ion binding; metalloendopeptidase activity
Source: RefSeq, a predicted model, not a curated record
AUACUUUCCAGCUGAAGAUCUCAAGGGAGUAUCACAAUACCACGUCUGCAGAAGAGAGAGGGGAAGACGGCUGAAGGCCAGGGAAGACAGAGGACAGGGAGAGUUGAGACUGUUUCAUGAAAACAAAGUCGGCCGCAACAUCUGGAGCAAAGCGCAUGCUGAAUUUGGACACAGAAGAGUCGUAGUCCCCUCUCAGACUUCCUGCCUCCAGCACCGUCCGAUCCGUUGGUUAGCCCUCACCGAAACGCGAAAAGAAUGCACAGACUGGACACAUACCACUUCUGGUUUCAAUAACUCCAGUUUUAAGUUGCUGAUGCGCAUGCUGACCGUUUUGCCGACGGCAGCUUUGCCCAAAGUUCAUCUCAGAAGCGCCAGAAAAAAGUUAAUUGGAAUUCCUUUUCUUUUUUUCCUUUUUUUUUUUUUUAACAGAUAAUGUUUUGACAAAAAGCAAGGAUAGGAUUGUGCAAACUUUUUCAGCGACUUCUGACAGUAUCUUUUAGAUCUUUUGUUUUUUGAAAAGUGGAGUCAUGGCAGCAGAUCUUAAAUCGAUGGUCCGGCUGCUGCUGCUGGCCGCGCUGUGGGACCUGAGAGCGCAGGGAGCGACGGAGCGGCAAGUCAGCCCGGAGUCAUGGCUUCAACAGUAUGGUUACCUGCCCCCAGGGGACUUGAGGACCCACACCCUCCGCUCCCCUCAGUCCAUCUCUUCAGCCAUCUCUGCCAUGCAGAGAUUCUACGGCCUCACCAUCACUGGCACCUUCGAUGCUGACACUGUUGAGGCCAUGAAGCGACCACGCUGCGGCGUGCCGGAUAAGUUCGGAGCAGAGCUGAAAAGCAACCUGAGAAGGAAGCGGUUUGCCGUCCAGGGUCUGAAGUGGCACAAGAACGAUGUCACUUUCUCUAUACAGAACUACAGCCCCAAGGUGGGUGAGUAUGAGACCCAUGAGGCCAUCAGGAAGGCCUUCAAGGUGUGGGAGAGUGUCACCCCGCUUCGCUUCCAGGAAAUUCCUUACAGCUACAUCCGGGACAAGGUGGAGGAGUUUGCAGACAUCAUGAUUUUCUUUGCGGAGGGUUUCCAUGGUGAUAGCAGCCCUUUCGAUGGAGAAGGGGGAUUCCUGGCACAUGCCUAUUUUCCCGGUAAUGGCAUCGGCGGAGACACCCACUUCGAUGCGGCCGAGCCAUGGACUGUUGGAAACCGGGAUCUGUUAGGUAAUGAUAUUUUCCUGGUUGCGGUGCAUGAACUGGGUCAUGCUCUGGGUCUUGAACACUCCAAUGACCCCUCAGCCAUCAUGGCUCCCUUCUACCAGUGGAUGGACACAGAGGACUUCCAGCUUCCCGAUGACGACCGCCGAGGCAUUCAGACUCUCUACGGGUCUAGAUCUGGCCCUCCACCCCCUCCGGUAACACCCCGUACACCUGGCAGACACCCCGAGCCCACCUAUUCACCAGACAGGCCUCGCUUUGGCCCCGACAUCUGUGAUGGACACUUUGACACCAUCGCCAUCCUCAGAGGAGAAAUGUUCGUGUUCAAGGAUAAGUGGUUCUGGCGAGUACGUAACAGGCAUGUGUUGGAUGGAUACCCUAUGCCGAUUGGACACUUCUGGAGGGGGUUGCCCACUCAUAUAAAUGCUGCUUUUGAACGCGAAGAUGGGAAAUUUGCCUUUUUUAAAGGAGACAGAUAUUGGGUCUUCAGUGAAUCUAUUCUGGACUCUGGUUAUCCUAAAAAUCUAAAAGAAAUGGGCUCUGGGCUUCCUAAAGAUCGGAUAGACGCUGCUCUCUACUACACCUCCACUGGAAAGACGUUUUUCUUCCGAGCUAACAAGUAUUAUCAUUUCAAUGAGGAAUCCCGAACAGUUUAUCCUGACUAUCCAAAGCCUAUUAAUACGUGGCAGGGUGUUCCUGACAACAUAAAGGCAGCCUUCAUGAGCAAAGAUCAAAUGUAUACCUACUUCUACAAAGCCAAUAAGUACUGGAAGUUCAAUAACCAGGUGAUGCGAGUGGAGCCCGGAUACCCCAAAUCAGUCCUUCAUGACUGGAUGGGCUGCCCCAACGAAGACCCCAAGACGGACGGAGGAAGAGGUGGACACGACAAAGACAAGGAGAAGGAAAAGGAGAGGGAAAGGGAAAGGGAAAGGGAGAGAGAGAGGGAGAGGGAGGAUAAUGACAGAACUAGAGACAGAGAAAGAGAUAGAGAAAGGGAGACAGAGACAGAGACAGAUGAAGGGGUAGAUGUGACCAUUAUUGAGACAGAUCGUGGCAGUGGAGCGGCGGCUGUGGUCCUGCCGCUGUUCCUCUUAGUGUGUGUGAUCGCAGUGUUGGCGACCUUGCUGUUUUUCCGUCAAUACGGUACUCCACGCCGACUUCUGUACUGCAAAAGGUCCUUACUGGACAAGGUGUAGAUGGAGGAGGACAGAAGGGAAGGAGGGGAGAAACAAAUUUAAGAGAUGUUGAUCCCAGAUAGCAAAAGCAAAAGGGAGAGAGAGAUAAAAGGGAAGAUAGAGUAGAAGGAAAAGUGCAAGACUUGCAUUUUAAAGUACUCUUGCCACUGCCAGAUUUGUUUAAUUAUCUCAACCACUCAAUCCUUCCAUUUUUUUUCCUCUCCCUAUAUCUCUGCCUCUCCUUUUGUGUUAACUGACGCCAGCUCAUUGCUGUUUGUUUUAGCCUUUUUCAAUGUCUUAUGUUUAGUUUUUGUCAACGGUCAGUGGUUGUGUUCUUGUGAAUUUCCAAUUCAAAGCUGCAUCUCUGCAACGCAGCAGAAGGCAUGAAGCAGUGUGUUUCAUCAUCCAGCUCCCCAUCCCCAACCCCCCUCUUAACCCUUGUUAACUGGCACACACUCACGUCAACAUACACGCACACACUUGAAAACCACAGAACUAUGUCUCUGUGUUUCUUAAUCUUCCAGUAAAGCAACAGGUCAGAGCCAGUUUGGACCAUAAAAGGGAACGUAAGUCUUAGUCGACAUUCUUACAAAGCAUCAGAUAAACUCAAAUCAGAGUACAGCACUACAUACAGCCGUGUCUUCUCCUUUUUACACCUAUGUUUUUAAUGAUGAUGAUUAUUAUUAUAAAUGAUGUUGUCAUUAGUAUUAUGACUGUUACUAUUAUUGUUGUUGUGCUCCGUGUCAAGAAUGUUUCUUUUUUUGUACAUUGUCAUUAAAAAGUCCUGCUGGACAGAGACAUACACUUUUGAAAGUGGCCUUAAUUUUAUAUAUGUGGGGACAGUGAAUGGGGAAAAGGGGUUAUGUAUUCUUGAAACUUGAUUGUUUUAUUUUUUUUUCAUACCUUGAAUCCAUCUCAAUUGAAAAUAAAUUGAAAAUCUGAAAAUGA